Schistocerca piceifrons (Central American locust) is the source of this 1914-nucleotide messenger RNA. It is a transcript of the gene Yod1, whose product is annotated as ubiquitin thioesterase OTU1. The transcript has 3 exons. Gene Ontology annotation, biological process: endoplasmic reticulum unfolded protein response; protein deubiquitination. The coding region runs from base 194 to 1162 and encodes 322 amino acids. The record is from RefSeq and is a predicted model, not a curated record. Gene Ontology annotation, molecular function: cysteine-type deubiquitinase activity. Gene Ontology annotation, cellular component: cytosol; nucleus. Lineage: Eukaryota; Metazoa; Arthropoda; Insecta; Orthoptera; Acrididae.
ACUAGCAGAUGAUACGGCUGUGAUUGUUUACAAAUGAAUAUAUGUGUCCUGGCUGACAUACUUUUGUUGAUUAUGUGUUAAAUUUUUAAAGUGCAAGUCUUCUCAUUGCAGAACUUUGAAUGUGGUGCACUAUAAUCACAUACGUGUAGAUACCAGGCCUAUUUUUGAGUUGUAGUCCAGAACUGCCUUUAAUAUGUCUUCACUUGUCUUGAAAUUAAAAACGAAGUCGGGUCAGAAUGUAGUUGAAGGAUUAACAGCAGCAAGUACCGUACGUGAUCUGAAGACAAAGCUCUGUUCGUUGACGAAUAUAGGAGAAAUGAACCUUCAUGUGCUGAGUGGCUAUCCCCCGAAAGCACUAGACUUAUCAGACAACGAAGCGAACUUAAGAAACGUCGGAAUAUCGUCUGGUGAUGUUUUAAUAGUUGAAAACAAACCUGGUGCAAAACCGAAAGUGAUUUCAAGAAACGAUGUAAUUCCUGCAACUAGACUGGAUAACGAUAGAGUAAGACCUCACGUAACGGAUGCAAUCAGUGACUUUCCAGGAGUUCUUAUGCGGAAAAUAGUUCCUGCCGACAACUCUUGCUUGUUUACGAGCAUUGGCUUUGUCCUUGGAGGCAAAGUGGAUCCCACCUGUGCUUCGUACAUGCGGCAGAUAAUUGCAGAAGAGGUCAUUAAUGACGGGGAUUCGUACUCCGAAGCCAUCCUGGGGAAACCUCCGCGAGCCUACUGCGACUGGAUAUUGCGGCCCGACUCCUGGGGCGGUGCCAUCGAGCUCUCCGUGCUGUCUCACUUCUACGGCAUCGAGAUUGCUGUCGUCGACACACUGAACGCUAUCGUCAACCGUUUCGGUGAAGAUCGCCACUAUCCUCAACGCGUUUUCCUAGUCUUUGAUGGGAUCCACUACGAUCCACUCUACAUGGAGCAGGGGGAUGGCGACAGCAUCCAGACAAUUUUCCCGACAUCGGACGACCGCGUGCUGCUGGAAGCGGAACAGUUGGCACGCGAGGCCAAGAGUAGCCGGCAGUUCACAGACGUGGAGCGCUUCACGCUGUGCUGCCUCGAGUGCCGGGUGUCGCUGCGCGGGCAAGCCGAGGCACAGGCGCACGCCCGGGAGACCGGCCAUACGAGCUUCGGGGAGGUCCCGGGUGCCCACGUGGAGUAGGAGGAGACGCUCUUGUAUUUCGUCAGUAUACUAGCAAAAUUUACAACACGUAUUGUCAUUCUGGCAUUUCUCUGUUUUUCAUCCCUUUUGAUCUGCGGUCGUCAUAACACCAUUUUUUUUUAAUGUGAAUUUUGUGUUUCCCUAUGCCUGAUACAACUGGUUGCUUAUUGAGCCCUGAAGAAAAGCAACUUUGCCUUUGAUGAAAGUGUGCUCUUUGUAAUUUACAACUGUACCUCACAUUUUAAUCACAAUCGUGUAUGUAAUGGCACAGAGCUUCCAAACUUUGUACAGAAAGAAAAAUAGGACUUUCUAGCUUUGAAAUCAUAAAGAAUUGUGGAAUUUUAACAGUUUACUACUGAAAGGAAAUUAACAGUGUGUUAAAAAUAUCAAUCUUCGCGUAAUAGGGUUUUGUCUUUUCCCCCCCCCCCCCCAUAUAAUACUUUCCUUCCAUUGCAGAAUCAAUAAGCAAAUUUCAAAAAAAGUACACCUGAAACUAGAAAUUCGGUGUUUUGAAACUAAUCUGAUAAUUUGUAUGACAAGAAUCCAAUAUUUGCAAGCAUUUGUGGUGCCAAUAAUGUGAUAUCAAUUUUUUAUCUGAAAGGUGUUCUCAGAUACAGACAUAGUGCCUUAUGUACCAGGCUUUGCUGAACAUAUAGGAUUAUUAAUUGUUUUCCACAUUAUUACUUUUGAAUUCUAGGUACAUUUUCAGAAUAGUGAAUGUUUUACCCACCAUAAUAACAUUUAAUUUAUAU